Molecule: messenger RNA, 1488 nt
Organism: Carica papaya (papaya)
Lineage: Eukaryota; Viridiplantae; Streptophyta; Magnoliopsida; Brassicales; Caricaceae
Gene: MAMI
Product: membrane-associated mannitol-induced
Biological process (GO): endoplasmic reticulum membrane organization
Cellular component (GO): endoplasmic reticulum membrane; plasma membrane
Source: RefSeq, a predicted model, not a curated record
UGCAAGCUGUUGCCACUACACUCCAUCGAAGAGAGAGUAAGCACACGGAAAUUGAAAAAAAAAAAAAAUUAAUUAAAAAUAAAAAGCGACACUUCAUUUCAAUUCUCAAGGUAGAGAAAAAGAAGACUAGAGAGAGGGACGGAGAUUGAAUCGCCGGUGAACUGAUAUUCCGGUGGCCGAUGGCAAUUGCAGCCGACCGCCACAAGUCGCAUAGAGAUAUGAAGCUGUUUAGGUUGUGUUCGUUUUGGCAAACAGGAAAUAAUUCCUGGUCUUCGUCUUCUACGCAGAACCUGCAUCAUAGUCACCCUGGUAAUAGCAGGCGCCACGGGGAAGUUCCUGGCAGCUCCAGGCCGUCUUCUUCUUUAACGAUGUCGUCUGUGGCCAGAUCGCUCUUUCCUCCUCGCCGUAGGCUCCGGCUCGAUCCUUCUAGCAAUCUCUAUUUCCCCUAUGAACCUGGUAAGCAGGUGAGGAGCGCCAUCGGGUUGAAAAAUACUAGCAAGUCUCAUGUUGCAUUUAAGUUUCAAACUACAGCACCAAAAAGUUGUUACAUGCGUCCUCCUGGGGGUAUCCUGGCUCCUGGAGAGAGCAUUAUUGCGACUGUGUUCAAGUUCGUGGAACAUCCAGAGAACAAUGAAAAGCAGCAAUUAGACCAGAAGAGCAAGGUUAAGUUUAAGAUAAUGAGUCUUAAGGUGAAAGCUGGAAUAGAUUAUGUCCCUGAGCUGUUCGAUGAGCAAAAGGAUCAAGUAACAGUUGAGAGGAUUUUGCGUGUGGUAUUUCUAGAUGUGGCACGCCCAAGUCCUGCCCUGGAGAAACUGAAACGUCAGUUAGCAGAAGCUGAGGCUGCCGUUGAAGCACGCAAGAAGCCUCCACCAGACACAGGUCCCCGUGUUGUUGGGGAGGGUCUUGUGAUAGAUGAAUGGAAAGAACGGAGGGAGAAGUACCUGGCUCGUCAACAAGUUGAAGCCGUAGAUUCUGUGUAAAAAAAUGCUGCUAGCUCCUGUUCUCAGUGCUUUUUCUCUGCCCAAACAGAAACUUUCUAGUAUGAGUACCUCAGUCCGGGUUUUGUAGUGAGGGAAAGUAGAAAGAUAAAUUGGCAGCCCGGGAUGUUAUUUAAAAAGAAGGAUCGUAUCUUGAAGCAAUUAUUUCCCAACAUACGAAUGUGAAAGUCAAGGUGAACCAGAGUUUGGGCUGAGUGUAUACCUGUAGAGGAUGGAUUUUACUUCAUUUUGAAAAAUAAGCCAAAGAUUUUAUGGGCAACGAGCUUAUUUGCAAACCCUAGUGGUUAGAAUUCAUGGGUUUUGGUGUUCAGGUUUGCAGCUCUUAUUUUCUUGACGUAUAACAUUUGGCCGAGAACGUACCCCUCAUGAAAUCCCCCCGUAGUGUAAAUCUGUGUGUUUUGGUGUCAUGAGUUUAACCUUAAAUGCACAGGACUGAAACGAUUCUUGUAUAAAUCUGUGUGUAUUCAUUCUGUCCGUUUGGUAUUUUGAA